UCUGCCGCCCCCCUGUGGCCGCGGGGCGACCUGCGCCCCCCAGCCCGCGGUGACGUCACCGCAUUCCCGGGCCGCCCCUCCCGCCUGCAGCCGCAGUGACAGCCCAGCGGGCCUGCGGCGGAGAGGAAGUGCGGGCCGUCCCCGCCAGGCGGCUCGGCUCGGCUCGGCUCGGGCGGCGGGGCACAGAGUCGCGGCCGCGGGGCAGAGCCAGCCGGGAAAAUGGCUGAUGACUUCGGCUUCUUCUCGUCGUCCGAGAGCGGGGCCCCCGACGCGCCCGAGGAGGACCCGGCGGCCGCCUUCCUGGCCCAGCAGGAGAGCGAGAUCGCGGGCAUCGAGAACGACGAGGGCUUCGGGGCACCUGCCGGCGGCCAGGGGGGGCCCGCGGGUUCUGAGGACAUGGGGCCCACUGUCAAUGGAGACAUGUUUCAGGGGCCAGGGUGGCACAGUGGUGAGUGCAGUGGGCGUGUCUGUGUGCAGGAGGCCAACGGUCCAGCCGACGGGUACGCAGCUAUUGCGCAGGCAGACAGACUGACACAGGAGCCAGAGAGCAUCCGUAAGUGGCGAGAGGAGCAAAAGAAGCGGCUGCAGGAGCUGGAUGCCGCCUCCAAGGUGACGGAGCAGGAGUGGCGGGAGAAGGCCAAGAAGGACCUGGAGGAGUGGAACCAGCGCCAGAGUGAGCAGGUGGAGAAGAACAAGAUUAACAACCGGAUCGCUGACAAGGCCUUCUACCAGCAGCCGGACGCUGACGUCAUUGGCUAUGUGGCCUCUGAGGAGGCUUUCGUGAAGGAGUCCGAGGAGACCCCAGGCACGGAGUGGGAGAAGGUGGCCCAGCUGUGCGACUUCAACCCCAAGAGCAGCAAGCAGUGCAAGGACGUGUCGCGCCUGCGCUCGGUGCUCAUGUCCCUGAAGCAGACGCCACUGUCCCGCUAGGUGGCCGCCACAAGGGAGGCCACAGAGCAGGACCCUAGCGGAGUAGAAGCUGCACUUGGGGCGGGGUUGGGGGCAGCCUUUAGCUGGGGCCAGGCAGCCAGCCUGCUCCUGCUGGCCUCCAGGGUCUGCGGAGGGGAGCCCUCGCUCCUGUCACCCUUCCUUCCCCCAGGCCUGGCCCCCCACACUCCUCUUGGCCCACAAAGUUGUGACUGUCCUCCCUGAUAUAUUGUUUUUGGGUUUUGGUUUUUUUUUUUUUUUUUUUUUUUUUUGGUUCUCUUGGCUUAAACGGUGUAUUGUUAA
Molecule: messenger RNA, 1230 nt
Organism: Erinaceus europaeus (western European hedgehog)
Lineage: Eukaryota; Metazoa; Chordata; Mammalia; Eulipotyphla; Erinaceidae
Gene: CLTB
Product: clathrin light chain B
Exons: 6
Coding region: 220-930 (236 amino acids)
Biological process (GO): clathrin coat assembly; intracellular protein transport; clathrin-dependent endocytosis
Cellular component (GO): plasma membrane; clathrin coat of coated pit; clathrin coat of trans-Golgi network vesicle
Molecular function (GO): clathrin heavy chain binding; structural molecule activity
Source: RefSeq, a predicted model, not a curated record